AUGCCGAUAGCCAUGAUCACCGCUUGUGCCGACCGCGACCUGGCCCGAGCCAAGGACGCGUUUGACGGGUGUUUGCACGACAUGGCAAGGUUGACGAGCCUCCCCGAGCAGGACAUGUUCUCUUGGGAUGCCCUCUUAGCCCCACAGCAAGCAUUUCUCUCUGUCAGCGUGCUGGAUCGAGGUCUGCAUUACUGGGCUGGUGUCUGCGGGCCUUCUCUACUUCCAAACACGUCACCUUGCUCUGCCGUGGAGGUUGAUGGGCUCGAGUCGGAACCAGCCAUUGAUCUUCUCCAUGGCCAAGAUCCGCCUGACAUCGACAUGUGUUCUGGAGGGAUGGAGGGCUUUUGCGCCAAAACUCUAGGGCAACGCAAACUAUCAGGAACACGAGAAUGCCCAGUCUCGUUCGUCCGCAUUUUGAUUCGGAUCGAGGGCCUCGAUGAUCAGCGCUCUAUGUGGCGCCGGAUUGCGCCGCCUGGGAGCCGGCAUUUGAGCAGCGAGGUGAGAUCGAGAACGAGCAUUCCCAAGGCUGCGGCUCACAAUCCUGGUAGGGAAGUGUAUUCGCCUCCAAAGUGCUCGCCGGUGGCGGCCAGGAUCAUCGGCUUGCUGCGCGAGGCCGGCGACGAGGAUGAUUUGGAUCGGGUGAUCGGGGGAUGGAAUGGGAUGCUUGGAAGGUACACAGUAGUGGGAGAGGUUUUGCGGCAUUUGGGGAAGAUCUCCACGAUCGUGAGGCUCUUCGAUUGGCUGGGCAGGCAAAAGGGAUACCAGCACUCGGUCUUCACGUAUAACUGCUUCCUCGACGCUCUAGCCAAGGCAAACGCUGGCCAGCUCGCCUAUGAGAAGUUCCAGCAGAUGCAAAGGCGUGGCUAUCCUCCCGACGAUUUCACCUACAGCAUUGUUCUUCGCGGCCUCUGCAAGGCCGGGGAGCUGGACAAGGCCAAGGAGCUCCUCGGCCAGCUACGCGAGAGUGGAGUGAAGCUCAACGUGAUAACUUACAGCGUCGUGAUCGAUGGCUGCUGCAAGGCGUCGAGAGUGGACGACGCUCUGGAGAUUUUCAAGACGAUGAGCUCCGGUGGUGGCUGCGUUCCGGACGUGGUGACUUUCAAUAGCUUGCUCAAGGGGCUGUGCUCGGGCGAGAGGAUGAGCGAGGCUUUCGUGCUCUUUGAGUACAUGGCCAAGGCUGGUUGCGAGCCAAACGUGAUAAGCUACAGCACUCUUCUCGACGGGCUCUGCAAGGCUGGGAGGCUGGACGAGGCUUGCCGGCUGUGGGAGGAGAUGGUCGAGAAGAGCUGUGUUCCAGACCUUGUAGCGUAUACUUCCUUCGUGACCGGGCUUUGCAAGGCGAACCGGGUGGCCGAGGCUUGCGACUGCUGCCGGAAGAUGGUCACGAAGGGGAGUAAGGCGGACGCUGUGGCGUUUAGCACCGUGAUUGGGAUUCUCUGCAAGAAAGGCCAUGCCGAGGAGGCCCAGAAGUUGCUCGUCGAGAUGGUGGGAAGCUGCUUCGGUCGCAAAAGAGUGACCGUGGAGGAAGGCCAGCUAAUAUCACUGUCCGAUGCUUUGGAGCUCUUCGCGUUUCUUACAGAGAGGGGAGUUCCAAUCGACUCGUCAACAUUGCACACCCUCGUCUGUUGCUUUUGCAUGGGAAACAAGGUUCCAGAGGCAUUUCAGCUGUUCAGGACGGUCAAGAGAGUAACUCCGCUAGCUGCGACGUACAGCCAAAUGAUUGAGCAUCUAUGCAGAAGCGGGAUGCUAGACGAGGCGUGCAAAACUUUCGAGGAGAUGAUCUCUCGCAACCAUCCGCCGAGUGCCGAGCUUUUCAACACGCUGAUCCACGCGGUGUGCAAGUCUAAGAGGCUCCCAGACGGCGUGCUGCUGUUCCAGAGAAUGAAAAGCAUGAAGGAGUUCUACUGCCCUCCCAACUUGGAAACGUACAACAUCAUGGUGGACAACCUCUGCAAAGCCAAGCAGCUGGACGAGGCUCAGGAGCUCGUGAACGAAAUGGCCAACUACGGCCUGUCCCCAGACGUGGUGACAUACAGCGCUCUUGUCGACGGACUCUGCAAGCUUGGCAAGCUGGACCGGGCCUGCGACCUCCUGGAAGAGAUGAGCAAGGAGGGAGUUUUUCCAGAUUCCUUCACGGACGCCUCCAUCCUCAACGCCCUGAGCAAAGCCGGCAAAGUCGACUACGCUCUCAGCCACCUGGAGACGAUGAAAGCCAGGGGAUCAACGCCGGACCUGGUGACUUACAACACCCUCCUCGACGGCCUCUGCAAGGCAGGACGUAUCGACGAGGCCAUCACGUUUCUGGCCAAGAUGGUCGCGGCCAAAUGCACACCGGACGUUUUCUCCUACACGAUCAUCAUCACGGCGCUGUGCAGGAGCGGCCAGGCGGCCGGUGCUCACGCCAUCUUCCAGGAGAUGGUCAAGCGAGGCGUCCUCCCGGACACGGUCUUGUAUCACUCGCUGCUGGACGGGCUGGCGAGGAACGGUCUGGAGGACCUGGCUCUGGAGCUGCUCAAGACGAGCCUGUGCAAGCCCGACUUCGUGAUGCACAAGAUGGUGUUGGACGGGCUGUGCAAGGCAGGGAAAGCCGAGGACGCUUGCGAGGUUGUGGAGAGAAUGGCCGACGCUGGCUUCCCGGCCGAUGCCUUCACGUAUAUCAGUGUGGUGAGUGGCCUCCGGAAGCUUGGAAAGGUGGACAAGGCUCGCCAGCUCGUGGACGACGCGUCCGAGACUCAUACUAGCGUGGAGAGGCUGUCCAUGGAGAAGGCCGAGGCUGGAGCGCUCUCUUAGCUUUGGAAGUCAUAAUGGCAAAGGAGCAGGGCUACAUGGCAAACCGAGCUCUACAUGCGAUUUGGAGCUAAUAGAAAGACAAUAGUUAUCACGCUAUAAACCCUAAACCUUUGAAAAGGGGAUAUACUUUUAUCGUUGGUAUCUUCAUAAA
Messenger RNA from Selaginella moellendorffii, 2941 nucleotides. Its product is annotated as pentatricopeptide repeat-containing protein At1g63330. Gene Ontology annotation, molecular function: protein binding. The coding region runs from base 1 to 2790 and encodes 929 amino acids. The record is from RefSeq and is a predicted model, not a curated record. Lineage: Eukaryota; Viridiplantae; Streptophyta; Lycopodiopsida; Selaginellales; Selaginellaceae. The transcript is spliced from 4 exons.